This is a messenger RNA of Mus pahari (shrew mouse), 2167 nucleotides long. RefSeq names its product oligodendrocyte transcription factor 1 (gene Olig1). The transcript has a single exon. NCBI's taxonomy places the organism in Eukaryota, Metazoa, Chordata, Mammalia, Rodentia, Muridae. Bases 103 to 885 code for a protein of 260 amino acids. The record is from RefSeq and is a predicted model, not a curated record. Gene Ontology annotation, molecular function: protein dimerization activity.
AUCCGCCGGCACGCAGGUACGCGGGGAGUGCGAUCUGCAGACCAGCCCACCCCUGGGCGUUAGUGAAGGGCGCCCCGGGUCGCCCCAAAGCCCCCGCCCCAGAUGUACUAUGCGGUUUCCCAGGCGCGUGUGAACGCGGCUCCCGCGACCAUGUUGCGGCCACAGCGGCCUGGAGACCUGCAGCUCGGGGCCUCGCUGUACGAGCUGGUGGGUUACAGACAGCCACCCAUCUCGUCAUCCUCAUCCUCCUCCUCCUCCACCGCAUCCAUUCUCCCCAAGCCUGCGCGCGAGAAGCCCGAAGCUCCGCUCGCUGAGCCGCGGGGACCGGCGCCGGAGUCCGGGGGCACCCGGGCCGACGCCAAAGAGGAACAGCAGCAGCAGCAGCUGCGGCGCAAGAUCAACAGCCGCGAGCGGAAGCGCAUGCAGGACCUGAACUUGGCCAUGGACGCGCUACGCGAAGUUAUCCUUCCCUACUCGGCAGCGCACUGCCAGGGCGCGCCGGGCCGCAAGCUCUCCAAGAUCGCCACUCUGCUGCUCGCCCGCAACUACAUCCUGCUGCUGGGGAGCUCGCUGCAGGAGCUGCGCCGCGCGCUCGGCGACGGUGCGGGACCCGCCGCCCCGCGCCUGCUCCUCGCUGGCCUGCCUCUGCUGGCUGCCGCGCCGGGCUCUGUGCUGCUGGCACCCGGCGCCGUGGGACCCCCCGAAACGCUGCGCCCCACCAAGUACCUGUCUCUAGCGCUCGACGAGCCACCGUGCGGCCAGUUCUCUCUCCCAGCUGGUGGCGCGGGUAGCCCCGGCCUCUGUUCUUGUGCGGUGUGCAAGUUUCCGCAUCUGGUCCCCGCCGGCCUGGGCUUGGCAGCCGUGCAGGCUCAAUUCUCCAAGUGAGGGCUGGCUGGGCCCGGGGCGGGGCGCGACCUCAGCCAAUCUUCCCGCGCCCUCGCGUCCUGGAUCUAGGCAGAGCUGGUCCCAGAAAGGAGGACAUUUCCAGACUUCUCGCCCAGACGACAGACUGUAGGGCGCCUUCUUCCCCGCCCCCACUCCCUGGCAAUUAAAAUGACCCAAGCGGGUGUUCCAAGGAGAGACGCAGUUGCUUGAGAUUCUAGAUGAAUCCCACCUGUUUAGAGCCAGAAGUCUUCGCAUCCCUACCACAAGCUCACCCACUGGUGGGGGUGAUAACCCCUAUCACCGCGGGCUGUUCUUGUAUCCGUGAGCAUAGCGGGGUCCGGGACGACAGUAGUCAGAGGUGCGGUACGAAGGGGUUGCCCUGGGUGCAGCGAAAGGCUGCCCCCCCGAGCUUGGUGCCCUGGCAUGCUCCAGCUCCCUGGCCUAAGAGCUGCUCCCCAACAGUGUCUACCCAGAGGGGCGUCCUUUCCUUGUCCAGGGCCUGAGCGCACAGGCUCCCUUGCUCCCUCCAGUCAAACCCAUGCUGAUCUAGGAGGUCUAGAAAGCCCAGGCACCGGUACAAACAUCAAGGGUGUUGCGGAUGGGCCUGGAAAGCCCAGAGUUUCCGAGUUGGAUGUUGCGCAGGUACGCGCUGUGACAGCGCCCGGUGGAUGGGGAUGCGGAGUGGAGAGGUUACUCUGGCCUCCUGUUUUUCAAACUUACCCCGGUGUUUUGUUGCAGUUUACGCUCCUUAAAACCUAAAACCCUACUUAGUCUCCGUUUCCCUAAAGGUAAUUUAACCAACGUUUGAGCUUGCUUGAAAACAAAAUUCCAACCACGUUCCGCGCCAUCGGUGUUCGGACUUACUAAAAUAGUUAGCAAGGCACUUCGUAGCGCAGGCUUAUGAAAUUAGGUCAUUAACGUUCUCAUUAAAGUAAGCGGAGGUGGGCGAGGAUCCCAAACCGCCCUUGGCUGGACAAACCCAGCUGCGCUGCAAGCGGGAAGGAGCUGGCGCUUCGCGGGCUGGCUGUUAACCACAGCAGUGUGGCUGAAGAACUCCGUGGACGCGUGCGCGCAUGGAUGCCGCAUCUUGGCUUGUGACUAGCGUUAGGAAAUUACCCAAGAUUAUUGCAUAAUCUUCACCAGCUUGCUUUGACUUUUUUUUUUUAAUGUUGGAAGUUUUGGGUUGUUGACAGUAGCCGAAUUAACUGGCAUUUUAUUUGACCUCUAACUCUGUCCCCCCUGAACUGUACAGAAACCACAAAAUAAAACGUCAACAGUUGAA